Molecule: messenger RNA, 894 nt
Organism: Linum tenue
Lineage: Eukaryota; Viridiplantae; Streptophyta; Magnoliopsida; Malpighiales; Linaceae
Source: the annotation of a GenBank genome assembly
AUGGUUGUCAAACAGUUGGCUUUACAAGGAAGUUCUUUUAGUGGGCAUGAUGAAUCUGAUGAUUCUUUGAAUCCGGGGAAAGUUCUAGCUUGGAUUGGUUUUGCAGCGAAGUUGAAUGAUCAAAUCAAUUGUGUAGUUCUUCGUAACGCACCAGGAAAUGCGAAAUACACUUCACCAAGCAUUCAGAAGGAGAUAUUGGGAAUCAUAGCAAAUAGAGUGCGUUGUAAGAUACGCGAGGAGAUUGGAGAUUCUUGUUUCUCUAUUCUUGUUGAUGAAGCAGUUGAUGAAGCAGGAAGGGAACAGAUGUCUAUUAUUUUGAGAUUACAGUUGGCAUUGGUUACUUCUGCAAAGUUGUUCGAAGAGGAGAUCACGCGGCGGGACCUGAGCAAUCUGGCAGAGGACCUUUCGCAGUCCCAUUUCUACGUCAACCCACUUGGCAAUUGCUUCAUAGACGUCUCCGCCGGCGACGGCGAGUUCGUCGAUCCGGCGUUUGGGGUACAGUUCUUGAGAUUAAACGACACCUUCAACUGGUCUCCAUACGGCGCCGUUAACCCUCCUCCGCCGUCCACAGUCGACAAUCUGUGGGACACCCGCCACGGGUUCCCCCAUCGCAGCGGCGAGAAGAGCAAGGCGAUCGUCGAUUACAAGAAGCAAUUGAACGAGAAGGACGAGAAAUUGGGGAAAUUGAAGACUCAAUUGAGAUUGAAUACCCUAGAUCUAGAAUCGGCGAAGAGGGAUAUGGAGAAGUACUCCAAGUGGUGCUACGAUUUCACGUACAGGUACCGCGACACAAUCUCGGCAUCCGAGGCUGCGGCGAAGAUUCGGCAGCGGAGGGUGAAGGUAGCGAGGUCGACAUUCAUGGCCCUAUCGCCGCCGGCGGUGCCGAUUAGUCCC